AUGGCCUCACAACGCGUCGGCGCAUCCGGUAACAAAUUCCGUUUGACCCUCGGUCUCCCAGUUGGCGCAGUUAUCAAUUGCGCUGACAACAGCGGAGCCAAAUCCCUCUUCAUCAUCGAGCCGUAUGGAUUCGGCGCCCACCUCAACAGACUCCCGGAUGCUGGUGUUGGCGACAUGGUUGUCGCUUCGGUCAAGAAGGGAAAGCCUGAGCUGAGAAAGAAGACUAUGCCCGCUAUCGUCAUCCGUCAACGGAAAGCUUGGAGACGACGAGAUGGUGUAUUCCUCUACUUCGAGGACAAUGCUGGUGUUAUCGUCAACCCCAAGGGAGAAAUGAAGGGAUCAGCUAUCACCGGCCCCGUCGCCAAAGAAUGCGCCGAUCUAUGGCCACGUAUCGCAUCGAACGCCGGUACCGUCGUCUGA
Molecule: messenger RNA, 420 nt
Organism: Pleurotus ostreatus (oyster mushroom)
Lineage: Eukaryota; Fungi; Basidiomycota; Agaricomycetes; Agaricales; Pleurotaceae
Exons: 5
Coding region: 1-420 (139 amino acids)
Biological process (GO): translation
Cellular component (GO): cytosolic large ribosomal subunit; ribosome
Molecular function (GO): large ribosomal subunit rRNA binding; structural constituent of ribosome
Source: RefSeq, a predicted model, not a curated record